AUGUUUGGUUCUGGGCAUGGCUCCGGCCAUACCCGCCACAACGGCCACAGUCACGGGAACCAUCACCACGGCUCAAAGUCCUCAAAAAGCAAAUCCCAAGGGGCAGCUCUUGUCUCAGGGGUCAACCUGUACUCCUUUCUAUUCGUCAUCAACGAAUUCGUUGUCAACUACGAACCACUUGAGGGCCAAGACCGUCCCCUGAGGGACCCGUGGCUUAAUAUCAUACCCCCACAAGACGCAGCGGCAUACACCGACGAGCUCGUUGGGACAGUUUUCCGGUACCAGAAUGGGCAUGUCUCCCCAGCCCAAGGCUACUUUUGGCACCGACCUGCCAUGGGCCACAAAGGAUACAUCGUCCGAUUGGACCCAGACGGCAGUGUUACCGGGUAUCCGGGAGAAUACAAGGCACAGACCGUCUUUGCUUGUUCGUCUCUCCUCCCUAUGAUUGUGACGAACAGCGAUGCUUCGCUCGGGUCGGCCUCAAUGUGGCAAACCCAAGCAUGCGCUGCCUGCAGCCCACAAUAUCAAAACCAAGAAUACACCCGGUGGUGGCACCUGCAUUUCACUCAAGGCGACUCCCAAGGGAGCGGUAUCUCUUCCGUCAACUCUGUUGCUUCGGGUUGCCCGUAUGUCGUGGGCAAGGACGCGGCAUGGAUUCCGUCCUUGGUGCCCAGUGCUUAUCGGAAUACUAGUGUCAACGCGGUCCCUUCAACUGGAUUGUCGGGAGAUCUGCCAAUUAUCCUGGCCUUGAUGGGCUUUCAUGGAGCACUGGGGAGGGCGAGCGACGUAUUUCACCACCAAAAAUGGAGUAUGGGUAGAUGGAACGGAGGUGGGAGGGCUUCCAGUUAUCUUCCUAGAUCGGGCGAAAGCCCUCGCGGCCUCUUCGUUCAGGUAUGCGCCGAUAACUUGGUAGAGGGCCUUCAAGAUUGUGAAGAGAACAACCUCCCGGAAGCGGUCUGGAAUCAAAUGCUUCGCGAGCUCGAAUGCUGCACGAUCCUCGUUCAAGGAUAA
This is a messenger RNA of Dichotomopilus funicola, 1011 nucleotides long. RefSeq lists its product as uncharacterized. The transcript is spliced from 3 exons. The record is from RefSeq and is a predicted model, not a curated record. NCBI's taxonomy places the organism in Eukaryota, Fungi, Ascomycota, Sordariomycetes, Sordariales, Chaetomiaceae. The coding region runs from base 1 to 1011 and encodes 336 amino acids.